Messenger RNA from Octopus bimaculoides (California two-spot octopus), 1429 nucleotides. RefSeq lists its product as uncharacterized. NCBI's taxonomy places the organism in Eukaryota, Metazoa, Mollusca, Cephalopoda, Octopoda, Octopodidae. The record is from RefSeq and is a predicted model, not a curated record.
UACAAGCUUGAGUAGCAACUCCACCGUUACUAAGUAAAACGGAAUCUUAGAAUUGAUAUUCUAAUAUUUAAAAAUUUAAUUGUUAAUACUUAAUUACAGAAAAUUAAUGCCCAGAGUUAUUAGUUAUUCCACAAUUAAGACUCAACUGAAGUUAAAGGAACUGACAUUAUAUCAACUUUCUGUAGGGAACUCAUAACAGGAAGUAAAUUGCAAGAAAUUGCUAAUAAUUUUUAUCAACCCAUAAAAGCAAGGACUCUUUAAGUAGAUUCCAAUACUAAUUUUAAAAUUUAUUUACAUUUUAUUAUAACAUUUGCUUUCUUCAUAAUGCAGUAGAAUUUAUACGGAACUAUCACUUUCUGGGUAUUUGUUUCAUAUAAAGUUCUGCUUUAAAUUUAUUUUAAUUUUUGAAUGUCUUACAAAAUGCCUCGCGGAAGACCUUCAAACCCCAAGACUAUAUGCGCAGACAUUGUUGAUGACGAAAAAAUUAGGCAAGAGUCAUGGACAUUUUAUGACCUCUUCAAACAAAUCUCCACAAAUGAUAUAGCAAUUACAUGGUUGGCGAAAUAUAAACUUAUAAGCAAUUCUGUUAUAUGUUCUGUUUGUGGGAACCCUUGUACAAUUAACGUCAUCAAGAGAAGUAUUGAUGGAAUACGAUGGCGAUGUCCCCAGCAUAACUUCUCACGAUCAAUCCGCAAAGGAUCCUUCUUUGAGAAAAGUCACCUCUCGCUCACAACAUUCAUAUGGCUUAUGUAUAUGUGGUCAAGAGAUUACCAACAUACUGAAAUGACACACGAGACAAACGUCAAUAAAAAUUCAACGACUGAUAUGUUUCGCCUCAUCCGAGAACUACUGGAACGGUUCCUGGAAGACCACCCGACUGAAUUAGGUGACGACCCACCCGAGAUUGGUGGGUUCGAUCUACAGACAGGUGAACCAAAAGUCGUUGAAAUAGAUGUCACCAAAUGUGUUAAAUCUAAGCGUAAUGAGAAAAAACACAAGAAAGAAUUUUGGAUUUUUGGUGGAAUUGAACGCGGAACUGAUAAAUGUUUUCUGGUGCCUAUUGAGUAUCAAAAUAAAGAAGCUUUCGAAGCUGCAAUUAUCCGAUGGAUUUUACCAGGUACCCAUAUUGUAUCUGAUAUAUGGGCUGAAUAUCUUCAAAUUGACCAGAUCCAACAAGGUAUAUAUACUCAUGAAUAUGUAGAUUACAAUGAGCCAGAAGAUAUAGAAAUUCACAUGAAAAACAUAGACAGGAUGUGGCUAAGAGUAAAAAAACAUUGUCAACGAAAGCGAAGGACAUUUUUAUUUCAGUCUUUAUUAACAGAAAUGAUGUGGCGAUCUCACUUUAAGAAUAAUGAUAAAUUUGCUGCCCUAAUUUAUUGUAUCAAACACUUGUAUAAAGUUUAAUAAAAUUGUUAUAUUUUUAUUUGUA